CUGAAAAAUGCCACUACUGCCCAGGAAGUGCUCACUCAGGAAGAUAAAUAUCGAAAGCACACAGCGGAUUAAAGUCAUCAUGCGGUAAUGCUGCGGAUGGACACGGGCUUCAGAUUGGUGACAUCAUCCGCUGUCUAGCAGGUGAAAUACAGAAGAGAUGAUGACGAAUCAAGGCAGCGAACAAGCCUGGGGAAAACUGGUGAAAGUAGAUACAUCUCCAGGCUCUGAAAUAUUGCUCAUAAAUAGGGAAUGCACAGUGGGGAGAAGAAAAGGCUGUGACCUCUCAUUCCCUGCUAAUAAACUGGUCUCCGGGGAUCACUGCAAAAUCACUCAAGAUCAGAACUCAGGAAAGGUGUGGCUGGAGGACAUGAGCACCAAUGGAACAGUGAUCAACAUGUCCAAACUAGUGAAGAAACAGACACACUUACUGCAGAAUGGUGAUGUCAUUUACUUUGUGUACAGGAAGAAUGAGCCAGAACAGAACAUUGCUUAUGUUUAUCAGGCCGUCAGGCCACAGAAAAGUGCCUCUCAGGACGUCGAAGAUGUGGGGAGAGAAGAAGAAUCUGAUCUGACCGAAACAGAGAGUGAACCAGCACCAGUGGAGCCUGUUAUUGUGAAGCCUCUACCUCAGACUGGGCAUGAGGAGCCUCAGCCAUCUACCUCCACCUCUUCCUUCCACUUCUUCAACAUGUUCUUAUCCAACCGCUCUGGUUAUGAAAAUGAAAAGCAUGUUGAGUCAUCAGGCUAUUCCCACAAUACCACAGCAGGCAACCCAAGGGAGGCAGUCAUAAAUCACCCUUGCCUGAAGAGAACUAACUGGACUGACGGAGGGCAGCAGAUGCUGAUGGAGAUGGAAACAGAGAGGAAAAGAAGAAAAACUGAGAGAGGUUAUCAGGAUCGAUUUGAAAUUGCUUACACUGACUCAGUGCACAGUGCUGCUGCAGUGGUUCCUCAGGCCGAUCUCAGACGAGCAGCGGGGAAAGAGAAAACUGAGGGAGCCAAAACAGACAAGAUGGAAGAGUCCCUCACUUGCAUCAUCUGCCAAGACCUGCUGUAUGAUUGUGUCAGUCUUCAGCCCUGCAUGCAUACAUUUUGCGCUGCCUGUUAUUCUGGUUGGAUGGAGCGCUCCUCUCUCUGUCCCACCUGUCGCUGUCCUGUGGAGAGGAUCCGUAAAAACCAUAUCCUCAACAACCUUGUGGAGGCAUACCUUCUUCAACACCCAGAGAAGUGUCGCAGCAAAGAGGACUUGCACAGUAUGGAUAUUCGGAAUAAGAUCACACAAGACAUGCUGCAGCCUAAGGUUGAGCGCUCAUUCUCGGACGAGGAGGGCAGUUCUGACUAUCUGUUCGAGCUUUCAGACAAUGAGAGUGACACGUCUGAAAUGAGUCAGCCCUACAUGAUGUGUCGGCAGUGUCCAGGCUAUCGUACAGAGCUUAGUUCUGCCCUGUGGAUCUGUGAGUCGGCUCGAUCAGAGGCGCCAGAUAAAGUGCCUGGAGAUGAACUCUCCACAUCCUCUGAAACUGCCACAGCUCUUCAGGAGUUCAGGUGUCCUCCUCAGGGCAGUCACCUCAUCUGCACCUGCUGCCUGCAACCCAUGCCAGACAGACGUGCAGAGCACCUUCCCCCACAGAUGUCCCCUCAACACUGUAUGGUGUGCCAGAAGCCUUUCUGUCAUGUGUACUGGGGCUGCCAGCGGAUCAGUUGUCAUGGUUGCCUUGCACGUUUCUGUGAACUCAACCUUACUGAUAAAUGUCUGGAUGGAGUUUUGAAUAGCAAUCAGUAUGAGUCAGAAGUCCUUCAGAAUUAUUUGACUUCUAGAGGAAUUACCUGGAGGCAUAUGCUACAGGAAGCACUUCAGGCAGUACAACAAGGCCAGUACCAUUUAACAGAUUACAGAAUUACUGCUAACUCCUUCCUGUGCUACUGUUGUGGACUUCGUUUUUUUAGAGAGCUUGCAUACAAAUACAGAGAGGACAUUCCUCCAUCAGAAUUGCCAGAUGCUGUGACCACCAGACCAGACUGUUACUGGGGACGCAACUGUCGGACUCAAGUGAAGGCACACCACGCUAUGAAAUUCAACCACAUAUGUGAGCAGACACGCUUCAAGAACUAAAACGAAGGGAACAAUGUUCGAUUCUGUAGCAGUUUUUGGAAGGUUAAGAAGCUCAGUGGCUACAUUAUUCUUCCAGUUUCUCACAAACUGAUGUCUUCUGGUUAGCACAUCUGCAGUAAGCAGUGUUAUACCUCUUUUCUCCUCUAAAUGGCAGUUUCUAGUCAAGCCAUUUACAUUUGCAAUCAGCUGUAUAAUAACCCAAGCAUCCUUUAGAUAAACAGGUAUGUGGAUACUUUUUCUGGAUCUGCACUUUGUUUCAUAUCACUGUGCUAUUUGUCUUUGUUUCAUGUUGCAUCUCUAAUUUUAAUUGUGAAACAAGACAAAUCAGGCAAUCAACACAGUAGCUGAUACACUGUGAAAAUGUUCCUUUUUCAUUAAAAAGCUGUGUUUUAGCUUGAACAUUAUAAAGUAUACAAUUAAGAAAUGUUUUAAUCAACUAACCUUUGGUGCCUUAGAGUUGACUGUUGUAUAAAAACAUGUGCUUCCAUUCAUUUUUGGGGUUUCACUUUACAGUAAAGAUGUAUAUGUUAACAUUUGUCAGUGCAGUAGUUAACAUGAAAUAACAAUGAAGACUUAUUUACAGCAUUUAUUCAAUUUGGCUAAAGCCAAAUAAAAAAAUAGUCAUUAAAGGAAUAAUUCACCCAAAAAUGAUAAUUCUCUUAACAUUUACUUACCUUUAUGCCUUACUUGUAUGACUUUCAUAUAUGACGUGUUUUUGUCCAUGUCUUAUGAAGGGAUACGAUCGGUUUUGGGUGAAAACAGACCUUUGCUCAUGUGCCAAGCGCAAGAAAGUGUGAACGUGCCUCUCUUGCGAUCACGCCAAGAAGUCAAAAUUAAUAGUGAAUAAGGUCUGUUUCUCAGCCAAAACCAAUUGUGACUCUUCAGAGGACAUUAAUUAAAUCGCUCGAGUCAUAUGGAUUACCUUUAUGCUGCCUAAAUUUUCUUUAUGGAGCUAGAACAUGUAGGACCCCAUUGAUUUGCAUUGUUUGACCACAAACAUAUCAUGCAUCCUUUAAAUUAUCUUCGUUUGGGUUCUGCAGAAAGGAAGGCAUCUGAGUUUGAGACAACAUUAGGGUAAGUAAAUGAUGAGAGAAUUGUCAUUUUUGGGUGAACUUUCCCUUUAACAGUUAAAUAUGUUAACUUUGGUUACUGUAACAUUAACAAUAAAUAACAGUAUAUUUUUAAAGAUCAACCACAAUUAACAAAUGCUGUGUUCAAUUAUUCAUUGUUAGUUCAUGAUCCCUUAUGCAUUACAUAAUGUAAACAAAUAGAACCUUAAUGUAGUGUUUCUGUUUUUUGAGUCUCUCUAUGUAACACUAUUGUAGUUACGAUAUUCUCAAGACUUUUUAUAUGCUACUGAGGUGAUGUAAGGUUGAAACACUGAUGCAUGUUAUAUAAAAGGGAUGUUUGUGUUUUAGAUAUUAACCAGUAUCUUUAUGACAGUGCACAUCUAUCUAUCACACGCUAUUGAGUAUUCGGCAUCACUGGCUACUGUUUUCUUUGUCUUCAAAUUGAGCUCUGCAUUUUCACAUUAUAGACUAAUCAUGAAAUGUUUGUAGUUUUAUUUCCCACUCAAUAUUUUUUUUCCUUCAUUUUUUUACUAUUAGGGCAAUAAGCCACAAAGUUGGAAAGGGCAGGUUUGUAUUUGCAGGGCUGUUCUGAAGGCAUGUGAACAUGUUACAAUCCAAGGCUGCAUUGCACUGCAGCGGAUAAUCAAGUCAAAUCUGAUUUAUAAUGAAGUCUUAGAUGCUUUCUUUACAUCCUGUUAUGAUUAUGGCAUUUUAUCAGCUGGCUUAUUUUUGUAAAAAUGCAUACCGCAAUUUUUUUUUUUAAUCUUAGUGUUGAUAGGCCAGUUUAAGCAAGUCAAACUAUUGUUUUUUCCCCUGGUAUUUUCAUGUUUUAAUAACAGAAAGGAUAGUUUUCCAAUACUGAGAUUUAGUUUGGUUUGUUGGCAUUAUAGGUAGAUCACGUGGACAAAUAAUAGCAGUUUUUAAUUUUUGAAUAUUUUCUGAAUACCCUAUGGCUGUAUUUCUGACCUAAACCCCCUCGAAUCGCUGUAUUUUAGUUUGUACGUUUUUUUAUUUACUCUGUAAACCACAUUGGUUGUAGUUUUUUAAUCAAUCAGAGUAUUGUGUACUUAAGAAACCAUUGCGAUAUAUUAAACAGUUACCACAAAAAUGUUUAAAACAUUUGAGGCCUAGGUGUCAAGCCACACAAAUUAAUAAAGUUUAAAGCAUUUUUAACCUCUGAGGUUCUUUUUUUUAACAUAUUUCAUAUUUGAACAAGAAUGUAGGCGAGACAUGUCAAAGGUGUCGUCCCUUUUUUGUAAAAGACCAAUAGGCUUUAGUUACGCCACAGACAUGAACUAUGAGUUGUAAAUUGCUUGUCUUUUACCGGUGGGAGUGACAAUCUCAUUCUAGAGAGGAUUUGAUUGGACAAAAUUCUGUAGUGCAACUUGAGUGCGUUACCCUGGAAGAGAAAGGCUGUAAAUUUGAAUAAAAUAAAAUUUGGUCAACUUUUAGAGAGUACACUAAGGAUAAAUGGCUUCUAAGCUGUUAGACAUGGACUAAAAGCUGCAAAACUGUAAUUUUUACUUUUAAACAAACAAACCAAUUCAUGUAUUGUAACUUGUCUCAAGUACCUCAACAUAGCUACAUCUUUGAUGGCAGAAUUUUUUUUUUAAGGAAUUCUUUAUAUAAAUGUUGAGAGUGAACAUGAAAAUGAUGUAAUGCCUCUUGUAAUUUCUGUUUUCAUGUGUGAAUUCUGAUCUGUUGUCCUUCAAACAACGGCAUUCCUCAGAGGCUCAGAUUCAGAUUAUUUUCCAGAUUAAUUGAUUAUAUUUUCCAAAAUGUGUUUUUUUUUUUUUAAACAUUUUUGCAUCUUUAUAUCGGCAUUGUCUGAAUUCCUUCCUGUCUAAUCUGUGCUCUAGUUCCCAGCAAUGAUUUGCAUUAUGAAUAAAUUAUGCAGAUUAUUUUGUAGCGGUUAGCUUUACUUCUUGCUGAUUUUAGAUAUACUGUUGUUCUUUUAUUUGUUGGCACUUUCAGUUAAUUGUUUUUCUGUGAUUGUUCAGAGCUAAUUUUAUACAUAAUAUGAUGUUUUUAGUUUUCUUCUUCAUUGUGAUUUUUAUGUUAAAUGAUCAGGUCCACAAGUGUUGCAUAUCAUUCAGUGUGCAAGCAUUGUGGAAAUCAUUGGACUGUGGAAAGUUUAAAAUUAAAAGUCAUCAAUGUUUUAAAUUCUGUUACAUGUUUAUACGCUUUAUACGUGUAUGCGGGAUCCCGUCAGAUGCCUGUUUUGACUGUAGGACAGCACGGCCUUGCUCAGAUUAGAUUUCCACAGCCAAAGAGGCCAAUCCUUUUCCACCCUCACUCAGCCUCAGCUACUCUUUAAUGAAGGCAGACACCAGGUCUCUGUGCACUAAAACAUCACACACUGACCUAAUGGCACCUGACAAAUGGCCACAUUUACUGGAUUUGCAGCGCUUCAUUAAUGAAUGUUCAGUCUGUUAAGUUGUGGCUUUAAACAAACAGCUCUACCUUUUAUUAAGGUGUUUUCAGUUUGUAUGUGAACAUUGGUAUUAUACCUGUAUUAUUAAAAAUUUAGGCUUAAAGGGAUUGUUCAUCCACAAAUGAAAAUUCUCAUAAUUUACUCACCCUCAUACCAUCCCAGAUGUGUAUGACUUUCAUUCUUCUGCAGAACACAAAUUAUGAUUUUUAGAAGAAUUUCUCAGCUUUUUACAAUGCAAGUGAAUGGGUACCAAAAUGUUGUUGCUAUAAAAAGCACAUAUAGUCAUCAUAAAAGUACUCCAUACAACUCUGAAGUGAUAUCAUAGGUGUGGGUGAGAAACAGAUCAAUGUUUAUGUUCUUUUUUGCUAGAAUUUCUUCUCACUGCCCAGUAGGGGGUGAUAUGCAUGAAGAAUGUGAAUCACCAAAAACACAAGAAGAACGUGAAAAGUUAAAUUGGAGAUCAACUGAGCAGGGAGGAGAAUUUAUAGUAAAAUAGGACUUACAUUUUGAUCUGUUUCUCACCUACAUCUAUCAUAUCGCUUUGGAAGAUAUUUAUUUAACUGCUGGAAUCUUAUGGAUUAAUUUAAUGCUGAUUUAUGUGACUUUGGCACCCAUUCACUUGUAUUGUAAAAAGCUGAGAAAUUCUUCUAAAAAUCUUCAAUUGAGUUCAGCAGAUGAAAGAAAUGUAAGGUGAGUAAAUGAUGAGAGAACUUUUCAUUUUUUGGAUGAUCUAUUCCUUUAACUGCUCCAACAUUCCCCAACCAUUUUUAUGUGAUUGGAUAUCAGUUGUAGUGAUUCUGAUUAUUUUAGUGCAAAAAAGAAAUGGCUAAAUUGUCAUCUGUCUAUACAUUAUAUAAUGUAAUGUGUAUAUAGUGUUUUAUUGGCACACAUCAACAUAUGAAUCUUAUUUAUGAAACACGAAUAUAACAAUUUACAUAAGAAUGGAUUUAUGAAUGCUUAUACUUUCGUUCUGCUCCCGUUUCAUGAAUAAAGUCCAUAAACUCUGCUUUAAUAGCCAGAUGCCAUCAACAUAUUAAAGUCUGUAAAAUAUACUGUUCAUAUUUGGUAGGCUGAUGUAUUCCCAAGUUUUCUUACAAACCACCUACAUGCGCUGAUCUAAAAGUUGAUUUUAGGUCGCUUGUGUUACAUGACGUGGCCUAAGCUCUAAAGUGGUCUCUAAAGAGUCUCAUGCUAUGAAGUCUUAUAUUUUGCAGCAAAGGCCCAAUGGAAGUGUUCAGGGAUUUAUUUAACACUGGUCCAGUCUUUAGGAGAAGCUUUGGAGGCUACUUUGCAUUUGCUGAAUGGGAAAUAUUGUACUCCGCAGCAAAUAUUUACUCACUUGUGGUGGGAAGGAAAACAGUUUGGAAGGUCUUUUUUUUCCCCUUGAAAAGGUAUUUAUUUCUACCUCAAUAAAAUGUAAGCUUUGAGGUUCACUAAGUUUUUGAGUAGUUGAUAUCUAGAGGGAAGCACAUUGAUAGCACUGUUUAAGUUCCAUAGAGUUGAUUUAGCUGGUCGUGCCUCCUUUGUUAGUAAUGCUUAAAAAUAAAUCUGAUGCUCAAUAGAGACUAAAACCUUGUCUGAACCUUACUGCACUAAUAAUAAAA
Xyrauchen texanus (razorback sucker) is the source of this 7221-nucleotide messenger RNA. It is a transcript of the gene chfr, whose product is annotated as checkpoint with forkhead and ring finger domains, E3 ubiquitin protein ligase. Gene Ontology annotation, molecular function: protein binding; ubiquitin-protein transferase activity. Bases 158 to 2113 code for a protein of 651 amino acids. Gene Ontology annotation, cellular component: nucleus. The record is from RefSeq and is a predicted model, not a curated record. Gene Ontology annotation, biological process: ubiquitin-dependent protein catabolic process; mitotic cell cycle checkpoint signaling; protein ubiquitination. The transcript has 18 exons. NCBI's taxonomy places the organism in Eukaryota, Metazoa, Chordata, Actinopteri, Cypriniformes, Catostomidae.